GUCCGGAUCCUAACUGACACUGAACUGGACUUAAUCUCUGUGACGGAAAACAAGAAGAACAACUAAGUGGUUUAGUUUGGACGCGCUGACUCUCCUCCCCUCUCCUCCCGGUGGUUUAACGGGCUGUCGGUGACGUGAGACUGUGACCGAGAGCCGUUUGACUGCAUGAAGAGGCCGAGUGACAGGACCCUGGUCCUCACUUAGACCCCUCCCACGACCCCGCCACUGCCUGGACAUGAGGUCGUUCAGAUCGUUUGCAAACGACGACCGCCACGUCAUGGCCAAGCACUCCAGCAUCUACCCGGCGCCGGAGGAGCUGGAGGCCGUCCAGACGCUGGUGUCCACCGUGGAGGGAGCCCUCAAGAAGGUCUCUGAUUGGAUGGAUGGCCUCAACAAAUCCUCAGGGAAGACCUCCGCCAACGACGAGGCCGGUGACAGUAAGGUGGAGGAAGACGCCGCUGAGACAAAGCCGGACAGCACGCCGGCACUGUGCGGGGUGACACGCGUCGGUCUGGUGGCCAAAGGCCUGCUGAUCAAAGGGGACAUGGACCUGGAACUGGUGCUGAUGUGCAGGGAGAAGCCCACCAAGCUGCUGCUGUACACCGUCAGCGCCAACCUGCCGCUGCAGAUCCAGACGAUGACGGAGGACAAGUACGAGGUGCAGUCAUGCGUGCCGGAGGCGGCCAUCCGGGUCUGCAGCACCAAAGACCCCCGACUCACGCUGAAGAUAACCCUCUCCUCCUUAACCAUGAGGGAGGACCACAGCACCACACAACAAGAGGACGGCCAUCCGGACGACAGCAAGGAGCAGCAGCAGCAGCAGCAGGAGGAGGAGGAGAAGGAGGACGAAGAAGAGGAGGACGUCCUGGACAGGCAGAAGUGCCGGGCUGCGCUGGCGGCGCUCCGACACGCCAAAUGGUUCCAGGCCAGAGUCACAGAUCUCAAGUCUUGCGUCAUCAUCUUGAGGAUUUUCAGGGACAUGUGCAGCAGACUGGCUGGGUGGCAGCCUCUCAAAGGAUGGCCUCUGGAGCUCAUCUGUGAAAAGGCCAUCGCCACCUGUAACCGGCCGCUGGGUCCGGGUGAGGCCCUGCGUCGCGUUAUGGAGUGCAUCGCCUCAGGGAUCCUGCUGCCAGGAGGUCCAGGAGUUCACGACCCCUGUGAGAGGGAACCCACAGACGUCCUGUCUGACCUCAGCGCCCAGCAGGCGGACGCCAUCACACACAGCGCGCAGCAUGCGUUACGCCUCCUAGCCUUUGGACAGCUUUACAAGGUCUUGAAUAUGGAUCCUCUCCCCACCAGCAAGCCCUCACCGAGGCUGUUAGAAGGCGGCUGUCAGAAGAGGCUUCGGGAGGACGUCGGGUCAGAUGACAGAGACUUCAUCAAAAGGAUGAAAGUCCUGGACUGGAGGAUGACGGAUCCGAACCACCCGAUGAACGCUCUGAUGCGUCUGAAUCAGAUCCACCCGGGCCUCCAGUACCGCCUGCUGUCUCAGUCCGGCCCGGUGCACGCUCCCGUCUUCACCAUGUCCGUGGAGAUCCAGGGAACCACCUACCAGGCCACCGGGAACUCCAAGAGGACCGCCAAGCUCCAGGUGGCCCUCAAGGCGCUGCAGGCUCUGGGGUUCGUGCUCGGCGGCGACGGAGAAGUGGACUCGCUGAGCGCCGACGAGAAGUCAGAUGGCGAAGGCAAGAACGACCGGAUGUCCACCAGCUCCAGCUCCACCUCCAUCACCUCCUCCACAGACGCACAGGAGUCCAGAGCUCCAGGUCCGAUCCUGACGGCGGGAGGUAAAAACCCGGUGAUGGAGCUGAACGAGAAACGCCGCGGCCUCAAAUACGAGCUGAUAUCAGAGAGCGGCAGCAGCUACGACAAACGCUUCAUCAUAGAGGUGGAGGUGGACAAGCAGGUUUUUCGGGGAACGGGUCCCAAUAAGAAAGUAGCCAAAGCCAGCGCAGCACUCGCAGCCCUGAACAGCCUGUUCUCUGGCUCCAAGUCUACGAGCAACAAGAAGAAGAGACCCAACCCUCCUCCGAAGCGGCCCGUAGCCUCGGUGCUGACCCUCCCGGCCCUCGCUGCCAGACCUCAACGUGUCCCCGUCAUCCCCAGAGCUCCCUACAUCAGCACCCAACCCACACAUGGAUACAUCCCCCCAGGUUUUGGAGCUCCUUAUGGUUACAGCCCUGCAGGCGCCCUCCCUCCCUACGGUUUUCCGUCCAGAAUGCCCUCAGUAGUUGUCCCAGUCAUCAGAGUCCCCACAACAUACCCACUCACCCACCUCUACCCUUAUUAGGACACUCACCUCACCUCACCUCACCUCAUCUCACCUCACCUCACCUCACUUGUAAAGUUACACCCUGACUUUUACUGUAUGUUCACGACACAAACGACGUCAAAAAACAACACUGGACUCCACACUGGACUUUUGACCAGUCUACCCAGUCAGUACCGUUGCUGUAUAGCAUGUUCCCUCAUUAGCAACCAGCUAGAUUAAACUGGCCAUUAGAAAGUUGUGUGUUUGACAAAUAAGCUCUUUGAUCAUCAAAACAUUAUGCAACAAAAAAACUGAGUUCAGUAUUUCCUGAACUGCAGUGUGUGAAGACAGAUAAUGUUUUACACUGUAGGGAGCUUAACAUCUACUGUAGGGAACUAAUUAACCACCCAUCACAGGAAACACCAACUAUACACCGAAGUAAGCAAACUAACAGUCAUUAUAUGAACCUAAAAAAAAGAAUUAGCCACUGUAGAAAAACAUCCAACACAGACUACUAAAUAUCUCCUGUAAGGAAAUCAACAUUGUCUAUAAGGGAACUAACCCAAAAUCCACCGUAGCAAAGUAGGCAAACAAAUAUAAAGUCACUAUACGGAGCUAAACAAAGAAUAAACAGCUUCUUAAGUACACCAACUACUAAACAGCUAAUGUAGGAAGAAGUAAAGUAUGAAUUAAAGAAACAGUUCCCCUACUGUGGCUGUUUUUUUAACUCUCAAUAUGAUGUUAAGUUCCCUAAAUCAUGAUGAGCUAACUAAAUAUUCACCAUAGUGAGAAAAAAAAUUACACAAUUGGCCACUAUAAGGAACCAAACAUCCUCUGUUGGAAUUAAAGAAACAGUUCGUACAGUGGAUCAUUAUUUACUUUCCUACAUUGGAUACUGUAGUUGAUUUUUGUUCAUUUUUCUUAAAGUUCCCUACAGUGGCUGACUAAAUAUUCAUUGUAGGGAACUAAAACAACUACUAAGUAUCAAACUGAAUUUAAACUAAAUACAUAUGCAUACUGUAAGGAGUUAAAAAAUCAUAUGUAGGGAACUAAAGAAAUCACCAAACUACUCGAUAUCCAAUGUAGGGAACUAAACAUCCUCUGUAUGGGAACUAACUCAACAUCCGCCAUAGCAAUCUAAAUUAACAGCCACUAUAGGGAACUAAAAUAAAAUCAACUGCGACAUUAAAGUAGUCAAUGUAGGGAAAUAAAUAUCCAUCGUAAGGAACUAAAAUAUUUUGUUGGGAACUAAAGAAACCUACCAUACAGACUACUAAAUAUACAAUGUUUUAAACCAGGGAACUAAAUAAAUUAACUGUAAGGAGCUAAACAUCUUCUGUGGGGAACUAAAGAAAUUACCAACCAUACACCAACUAUUAAAUACCUACAGUAUGGAACUAAAUAGUUACUGUAGGGAACAAAAAAACAACACUUACAAUACACCAACAACUACAAUGCAGGGAACUAAACAUCCUCUGUAUGGGAACUAACUCAACAUCCACCAUAGCAAUCUAAAUUAACAGCCACUAUAGGGAACUAAAAUAACAUCAACUGCGACAUCAAAAUGUCCAUUGUAAGGAAUUUUUUGGGAACUUCAGAACUAAAUAGUUACUGUACAAAAAACAACACCUACCAUACACCAACAACUACAAUGUAGGGAACCGAAAAGCCUCUAUAUGGGAACUAACUCAACAUCCACCAUAGCGAAUUCAAACCAGUCACUAUAGGGAACUUAAAAAAACACACUGAUACUAAAUAUAGAGAGCUUAAUACAAAUCAGCUGUAGGGAACUAAAGAAACAGACACUGUAGGGAACUAAAGAAACAGACACUGUAGGGAACUAAACAACAUGAAAUAUGCAGAUAUAAAACUGAUAACAUGUAGACUAUAAAAUGUAACUGAUCAAAGAGCUUCUUUGUCAAAAGGUUAAUUAUUCCUUUAACUAUCACUCAUAGAUGUGAACGCUGUUUUGUAUUUUCAUUUCUCUGUCUUCUGAUGAUAUUUUAGGUUUCUGUGGAGGUUUUUAUAAUAGUCGGUUGCACUGAGAAACCUUUUUCCUUUUGUUUGGAUGUUAACAGUCCGAGUUUACACUUACUGUUGUUGAGCCAUUUUGUUUUGAGUGAAACUACUUUUUCUUUUCAGAGAGAGAUUUUAUUUUGACCUGUUUGUAGGUUAUAUUCUGUUUAAAUAAAUUAAUAUUUUUGUCAACA
This is a messenger RNA of Sebastes umbrosus (honeycomb rockfish), 4461 nucleotides long. RefSeq names its product spermatid perinuclear RNA-binding protein-like. NCBI's taxonomy places the organism in Eukaryota, Metazoa, Chordata, Actinopteri, Perciformes, Sebastidae. The record is from RefSeq and is a predicted model, not a curated record. Bases 236 to 2290 code for a protein of 684 amino acids. Gene Ontology annotation, molecular function: double-stranded RNA binding; single-stranded RNA binding. The transcript is spliced from 18 exons. Gene Ontology annotation, cellular component: precatalytic spliceosome.